Xenia sp. Carnegie-2017 is the source of this 483-nucleotide messenger RNA. RefSeq names its product insulin-like growth factor-binding protein complex acid labile subunit. NCBI's taxonomy places the organism in Eukaryota, Metazoa, Cnidaria, Anthozoa, Malacalcyonacea, Xeniidae. Gene Ontology annotation, molecular function: protein binding. The record is from RefSeq and is a predicted model, not a curated record. The transcript is spliced from 6 exons. Bases 64 to 483 code for a protein of 139 amino acids.
AGUUUGACCAAUUUGAAACACCUAGAUUUGUCAAACAAUAAACUUUCAUUACAAAACUGUGAGAUGUUUAAUGGGCUAAUCGAACUGGAAAAUCUUGACUUGUCACACAACAACAUUGCGGAAAUUCCCAAGGGAUGUUUUAAAACUCUUAACAAAUUAAGAAAUCUCAAUAUUUCUCACAAUAAAAUAAAGAAAAUUGAUCGUCACACAUUUGAUGGACUAUGUAGUUUAGAAAUGUUAUCAUUCGAAGGCAAUGAAACAUAUGUCAAACUUCGUGAUAUUUUUACUUUAAGAGAUUUAAAGAUUGUUGAAAUGUCCUGUAAAAAUUGCUGCCCCUUUCUUUGUUUGAAUAAUAGUAUAACAUGUAACUGCAGUGGAGACCCGAGAAAGGAAUGCCCACGGAGGCUGUUGCAUAAAGAAAGUUAUCGUGUGUUUGUGUGGAUUACCGUUGUUCUCAUUUUGUUGGCAAUAUUUUUGCUCUGA